AUGCUGCCCCAGUACAAACAGACCGCGACCUCGUCUCUCCUGUCGCUCCAAUGGCCCGAGCCCCCGCGAAACGUCCUGAUCAUCCCGAAGCUCCACGCGCCGCAGGUCACCGAGUCGGCCAUCGACUUCGCGAAACACAUCCACGGCGAAUAUCCCAACCUGAACCUCAUCUUCGAGCGCCGCGUCGCCUCCAACAUCCACGAGUCGCUGCCCUUUCCGAUCUACACCUCCGACCCCAUCCACUUCCCCGCCAAGAUCGAUCUGGUCGCCACCCUCGGCGGCGAUGGCACCAUUCUGCGCGCAGCCAGCCUCUUCAGCCUCCAUGCCUCCGUGCCCCCGAUACUGUCAUUCAGCAUGGGAUCCCUCGGCUUCCUGGGUGAGUGGAAAUUCGAGGAAUACAAGCGUGCCUGGCGCGAGGUCUACAUGAGCGGCAGCCGAGUUGCCGUCGCCGACCUAUCGGCAUCUCAGGCGCACAUUCCUGCCGAUGCUGCUUUAGCCGAGGGAGAUGGGCUCCGGCUGAACGAGGCUUGGGACGGUGUCCGCGGCAAGAGCUUGGGAGCCAGUCGCUCCAGCAAGAUCCUCCUGCGGCACCGCCUCAAGGUCGGAGUCUACGACGCGUCAGGCGUCAACGUCAACGAGCAGCUAAUGCCAACUUCGACGACGGCCGAGUCGCACCAGCCUCUGCCGCCUGUGCCUCCAGAGCUCAAGCAUGUGCCCAAGUUGGAGGGACCCAUAGCUCCAGCCUUCCACGCCAUCAACGAGUUGGUUAUCCAUCGCGGUCCUAAUCCCCAUCUGGCCAUCAUCGAUGUCUACGUCAAUAACCACUUCCUCACAGAGGCUGUGGCUGACGGAAUCUUGGUCAGCACCCCGACUGGGUCCACCGCGUACUCCCUGUCUGCUGGCGGGAGUAUCAUGCAUCCACUGGUGAAGACGCUUCUCAUCACCCCAAUCUGUGCGCGAAGCCUCAGCUUCCGCCCCCUUGGCCUACCCCUGAACACCAAGGUUGUUCUGAAAUUGAGCAAAAAGAAUCGCGGGCGCGAGCUGGAGGUCAGCAUCGAUGGCAAGCGCAGGACCGGUGUGACUGUCGGGAUGGAGAUUCGCGUCGAGGGCGAAAUGGUCGGCCAGGCCGAGGGCGGCAGCUGGACAGGCGGUGUACCGUGCGUCAUACGCUCGCCCGCGACCGGCGAUGGGGGUCGCGAGGGCAUCGCUGAAGACGAUGACGGAUGGGUCGGGGGCCUUAACGGCCUGCUGAAGUUCAACUACCCAUUUGGCGAGGGGCAAUGA
This is a messenger RNA of Anthostomella pinea, 1284 nucleotides long. Lineage: Eukaryota; Fungi; Ascomycota; Sordariomycetes; Xylariales; Xylariaceae. The record is from the annotation of a GenBank genome assembly.